Messenger RNA from Symbiodinium sp. CCMP2592, 900 nucleotides. NCBI's taxonomy places the organism in Eukaryota, Dinophyceae, Suessiales, Symbiodiniaceae. The record is from the annotation of a GenBank genome assembly.
AUGGCGCCAAAGAAGCAGGGCUACUUUCCGCCCGGCUUUCGUCCUGGUGGGGACAAUACCACUUUGCUGGAAGGCGUUGCGGGCAACCUUCGGCCCCAGGCCAACUUUAGCACAUAUGUGGCGACUUUUUAUCCCACCGACUUUGUGCAAAUGUUGGCUGACGGCAGACAGGUCGAGCAACUUUGGCGGCCCGGCACUCUGCACCCGAUGCACUUUCCUCCUGGUGAGCAGCUCACUUUGGAAGGCAUCUUGCAGACUUUGUUCCCUGGGAGAGAACACCCGGGACUUUAUACGCCGCCAGAGCAGAUCUACCUGGCCGCGACCACUUUUCAGUGGCUUUUUACGGCAAUGCUGAUGUCGGUGCCGGCGACUUUGCCACCGAACAUUUUUGCAAACUUUAUGCUGUAUGUGACUUUGCCGUUGGCUAUGUUCCAGCAGAAGAUGCAGACUUUGAUGGGCGGAGGAGCUUUGCACUUUUCUGGUGCAGAUGCGUUUUGGGGUGACGAUUUGCACCUCAACUUUUCGUUUAGCCCUCGGUCAGCGGUACUUCUGUUUGCCUUUGGACUUUCCAUCAAGAAGAUGGCAUGCACAACUUUUCAGGUUGGCCAACUGGUCACUUUGGGUUCCGGCCGACCCAACAACUUUGGAUGCAGCUGGUGUCCACUUACGCCGUCUGGAACAGGCGUUAUUUGGAUUACUUUUUCGCUCUGCCGCGAGAAGGAUCCAUUACUUUGGACCACUUUUCUCAAGAAGGCCGCUGCAUGCUUCAGAGAGUCGCCAUGGUGGAGACUUUUCCACCUGCCAGUCAACCGGCAACUUUGGGAUGCCACGACGCAGUCUCAGACUUGGGACUUUAUCCCUCGGGAGCUUUGGCAGGCCAUGGCGAGGCCUCGGCUUUAA